This is a messenger RNA of Venturia canescens, 4419 nucleotides long. RefSeq names its product myb-like protein X. The record is from RefSeq and is a predicted model, not a curated record. The transcript is spliced from 8 exons. Lineage: Eukaryota; Metazoa; Arthropoda; Insecta; Hymenoptera; Ichneumonidae. Bases 670 to 4113 code for a protein of 1147 amino acids.
UUCCGUAGUUCUGAAAAAACAUUUAAACCCAUGUGAUUCCCGUCCGGCAAUUGAAUAGUAAACGGUAAAUACUUAUAGUCGUAUUUGACUGCGAAAAAAAAAAAAAGUUUUCUACUGAAUUCAGACUGAAUUACAUUUCAAGGAUAGGCAAAUUCAGCUGUUAUCAAAAUUAACCGAAACUCUAUAAGUCAGAAAACCGCCAUAAAUCAGUUCACGCCAUUUAAUUCUCUCUACCCUUCACACAAUUACGAGACACAACAUACACACUCACGACUCAUGUUGAAUAAUUUGUUUGACUGUGACAGUAGUACUUCGAGAAAUGCCUAACAAGUAGCGGCUUAUUGUAAUAAAUUUUUACAAAACAAAUAAAAGCAUUUUUUUUUAAGAAAAACAGGAAGAUCGUGAUGAAAAGCAAGAGAUCUGUGGAAAUGUAAAAAUCUCGUGACUGGAAUCAUCGAGUUUGAAUACAUUGGAGAAAAAAAAUUAAUAUAAAGCCGGGUUGAGUUGAGCGUUGGGUGCAUGGAAUGUGACCGUUGAGUAGUAUUUGGUAGUAUGAUAUAAAACUGUUUUUGGCAACCGCCGGCGGAAAAGCAUUUUUACGAGAUAUUGGAGGAUUUUUUAUUUAUCGUAGGUUAGAAAAAUCGUGAAUGGUGAAUAAAACAGUUCGAAAUGUGUGAUCUUAUAGAUCUUAAAAGUCCGGAUGGAAAAAAAAUACACGGUGCGAAAUUAGCAUCGCCUUUAAUACCGAUACCGCAAACCUCAGCCGAAAAAAUUGGCGACUCGCUCAGUUCGGGAAAAACAGCUGAAUUAUUCGUUGAAAAACGCAACAGUCUCGACAAUAAUCCGUUUGACAAUGUUCAUCACAAAACGGUUGAAUAUGUGCGAAAACAGGAGGAUCCUUUCGAAGCCGUGCUUCAAAAAGCACUCACAUUCGAACAGCAGCGUAAGGAGGAAAACGUUACCCCGAAAUCUCGCAUUGCCGACUUCAAAGAUGAUUUCACGCCCAAAAAGCGAAAAUACUCUGAUAUUCUCAAAAUGAAUAAAACCCUCGACUACUCUACAACAAAUUUACAAAUUAAUAAAAUCAGUGAAGGAAAAACUACUCUAUCGGAUAUUCCGGAAAUUAUAAAUGGAAAAUCUGAAAAAAUUGAAGUGUCAAAUAAAGAAAAAGAUCGUUUACAAUAUGUUCGGGAAAUUCCAUCUCUCUACGUCGAAUCUCCAGGACUCGAGACCUCGAUCCUCAAUCAAUCAGCCAUGAAUGACAGUCUGACUGAAUCAAGUGGCAGUGCUGAUGAAAAUCUUCUCAAAUCAAUUGUGAAUUGUAAAUUAAACGAACGACUACGUUGUUCCUCAAAGGAUCUUGAUUUUUUGAUAGUUGGCGAUGAAAUUCCCAAAUUGUAUCACCUCAGACGCUCCUUGUCGCAAGGUGAUAAAACUUCGCCGAAAAAAUUUCGCCAACAAAGAUGUCACUCGAUUAUGGAAGGGCUCAAAGUUGGCGAGAAGAAUGAGAAUACGAGUUCCAACUCCGCUGUGCCCUCAAUCAUUUUUGAUGACAGUAUUAACAAAGCUUUCCUUGAUAGUUCAGUUCACUAUACUUCUCCAUUCUCAGAUCUGUCAAACAUUUCGUCCAUCACAAGAAUUACUCCCGCUUCUUCCGCAUUCAAUUCUUCCAGUUCCUCAUCCAUGUUUUCCAACCGUACUGCCAAUUGUGCUUUUAUCGAUAGCUAUCCCAGUUCUAGAAGUUUAGGUGAAGAAAGUUCAAAAGAGAGAGACUUGGAUCAGUUGAUACUUGAGUACUCGAAACUGAAGACAUGGUCUUCGGGAUCAAGCAUGAUUGAGACUUCCUCAUUGACAAACAGUAUUACCGGUGGGUCAAAAAACACGGAUAGAAAAUCUGUUCAUACUGAAGCCAAAUUAAUUGAUGUUCCUGUUUUUAUACCAUCGUCUAAAGAAAGCUCUAAUAGCUCCCAGAAAGAAUCUUCAUCGGGCACAUCAACGGACUCUGUUUUCGCUGAUAGCGAUACGAUCGAAAAGUCGAUAUUCAGCGAAGCAAAAACUUUGGCUAAAACUUUUGAAGAACUAGCAAGCAAAACGGAAUCAACCGUAAGCAGUGAUGAUUUAGUGAAUAGUCGGCCAGAUUGGAACUUCGAUAUGUUGCCUCCAUCUGACGAGGAUUUGCAGGUGGACGAUUUGAUAGAACUGAAAAAAUCGCCUGGUAAAAGCGAAAUUGAGAAACUGGAAGAUAGAGGAAAGCAGGAAAAAUCAGGAUCCAGUUCGGAGUCAAAGUCGGAGGAUAAAGAUAUGCUCAAAGAUUUGGACACGAAUUUCCGCGAUCCAGAUAACAAAAUAAUCGCUUCGAGUCUUUUAUUGGAUUUGGAGAAAUUAGUGAAAUCCGAGUCGAAUUCGGAAGCGGCGAAACUCUUGAAGAGUUUGGAAAAAGCAUUGGGCGUUAAGUGCGAGAGUAACGUCGAUCUAUUGGCUACUUGUCUCGGCUCUGAGAGAAAUAAUUUGGAAAAGAGUCCAAAAAAAUGGGAGAACGUCGGUGGAACCGAAAAUAUCAAAGAUGAAAAUAUCGAGAAGAGUCGAGAGGAAAAUAACGAGAUUGAAACGAGCGAAAGCUUCAAGCAAUUGAGUUUGUCCGAGAACAACAAUUUGAACUUCGAUAAAGCUAUAAAUAAAAGUGAUAAAUCGCCUAUACUGAUCAGUGAUAAUCACGACAGUUUUUCCGAGGAACGAGAAGAGCAAAGUGUCCCUGAAAACACGUCCGGUAAUUCGAUCGAAGCGAUUAAACAACAGAAUCAAAUAACAGACGAUCAAAAGAUGGCUGUGGAGAUACUCGUUGGACUUGGCAAACUUUUGACCGGUCAAAACAAAGAUCCUCAAACAAUGAACUUGUUGAAAAAUUUAGGUACCGCCCUUAACCUUGCUUCGUCUCAUAACUCUGACCUCGAUGUUCGAGAACAAUCAACCAAUAACGAAAACAAACGUGUUACAACCCCCGUUAAAAAUCGCAUCGGGACUCCACCUCGGAAAUCUACGCCUAAUUCCGUGUUUUCAAGAUCCGUCAAUCGUAGAAGUUUCGACUCGAACUCAAAGGAGAAAACGAUGGGCGAGCGAACGAUGAGACGAAGUAUCUCCGUAACUCAAACACCAACGAGUACAACACCGAAUAUUCCACGACUUGCAAACGCGCCGUUGACCGCUGACAAAUCAAAGGCUCAUCUGAAGGAUGCAAGGAAACGCUUCCCGAGUGAUCCGAGUCCGAACGUCUCUUCAAUAAAUACUCGGAAAUUGGUCAAAGAUGCACCGCUGAAGUCUGUAGCAAUUUCGGAAUUGGCGAGACAGGACAAGCCAUCGUCGACGGUGGUUGCUAAAGUGAAAAACAGAUUCAGAAAGAAACCAGACUCCGAAGUAGCGAGCAAAAAAGGUCCGAUGAAGGCGAUUAUCCCAUUUGGAAAUAUGCAGCGUCGAGGAUCGUUGGCGAAACGGGAGUCACCGACAGCUGGAUCGACCACUCCGCCAAAGCCCGUUCGCGAAACUUCGUCGAAUUUCGGCGUGACAACCAGCACACCAUUCGCCAUUCCACACUUCACGUUGCCCGCUAAAAAAUCGCCAAAAUCGAAACCCAUGGCUGCUUCGACGCCGGACGAUGUUGCAUCGAAACAUCUGCGUCGCUCGACUUCUCAGAUACCCCAGAGUCCGGGGAAAAACCAACUUUUUUGCAACAUCUCGCCCGUCACCCCGAAAACGAGUCCGACCGGCGAAGACAAUGCCGCUCACAACAAUUCAUCGGGUUCGAGAGCAUGCAGGAUAGGAACGCCCUCGAAAUCUCGACAGAGCUCGCAGCUCCCCAGGUUGUCGCCCAUGCUCGGAGCGAAAGCAACGUCGCCGAAAUCGAAUCGUGGGCAGAGACGUUCCGAGCCACUUCAAUCGUUUUUGCCCAAAGGCUUGACCACGCCGAAAUCGCCACGUGCGGGACACGCGGGUGAUGGUGCAACGAGUCCUCUCAAUACCAGCAACAAAUCAGGAUCCGCAGUGAAACCGUUCAACUUGAUAUCGAAGCUCAGCCGGCGCAGAGGAAGCGUAGCUGAGAAAGAAAACUACGCGCAAUGAAAAGUCCUUGGAGAGGUCUUCGUAACCGCUUAAAAUUCCUUCACUUUUUUGGUAUUGCGACGACAAGUUUUUAUACGAACAAUUGUUUUAAAUGAAUUAUAUAAAUAACCGAAAAUCGCAUUAUAUUAAGGCGCACCAUUCCAUUUGUUUAAAAAUUUUUGUACUUAAGCAUGAACGAGUGUCUGUUGGAGUGCGUGUAAAAUAAUCGAUCGCAGUCCUCAUUUCCAACCCUGUUGAUUGAACACAAAUCGAAACUUCACGAUUCCAUUUUGUACGUUUUCGUAAUAAAAUAUUUUUUGCUAUCAA